AUGAAAUUCCAUCACCCUGGGAAGGCGAAAAAGCUUAAGCAAAGGCUAGGGUUUAAGGAAAAGCUCUCAGAUUACAGGUUACAAAGUAUUGCGGGUACUUACCGUAUAAUGUCUGGGCUUUCUGGGUUCCGUGCACUUGCUCCAAAGACCAAGAAUCUGGUUGUUGCUGGAGGCCUUUCAGCUUUUGUAUUUGGAGUGUAUUUCUACACAAUGAGAGCCGUUGGGGGUACAGAUGAACUUCAGAUUGCUAUCGACAAAUUUGAGGCCCAGAAAAAUAGGAAUGAGCCAGAAGCCACGUUGGCACCUAAAGCUUAA
Messenger RNA from Striga hermonthica, 315 nucleotides. NCBI's taxonomy places the organism in Eukaryota, Viridiplantae, Streptophyta, Magnoliopsida, Lamiales, Orobanchaceae. The record is from the annotation of a GenBank genome assembly.